This is a messenger RNA of Arabis nemorensis, 363 nucleotides long. The record is from the annotation of a GenBank genome assembly. Lineage: Eukaryota; Viridiplantae; Streptophyta; Magnoliopsida; Brassicales; Brassicaceae.
AUGAGUUCAUAUACUGAAUCAGAAUCUGAAGAAAUUCGUAAUGGGCAACGUGACGCCGAUGCAUUUUUACCAAACUCACCUGAAGAACCGUCAUGGGCCAAUGAUGUGUCUGAGCCAUACUCUCCGAUAAAUCAGCAAGACGAGUAUGGAUUCCAGCAAAAUUAUAAUCCCAGACAAAGUGUUCCUGCAAGGACGAUAGCGCCAGUGCAAAAUCCAAUGGAAGACUUAGUGCAAGAAUUACUUAAUCGUCUUGAUCAUCCACCACAAGGAGCAAAUACAACUUCAGGGUCAUCAGCUUCUCCUAAUUAUUUACAAGUUCUUACUAUGGUCAAAAACAUAGGCUUACCACACUACCAUGGAUGA